GUCACAGUUUGUUGUUUUGUUUGAGGCAUGCUUUAAGAUAUAUCCAUUAAAUAGAGCAGUGGACAGUUUGACCUCCAGACGCGUGUGUUGCUUUCUAUGUACCUCUACCACAACAAGAAGUUGAAAAGAGAGGACACACGCACAUGGCUCGGCCUUUUCAGCUCCUCUCCCUUCUCUCCAGGCUGGGAGCUCCGUCCGUGGCUCGGCCUUUUUCUAGUACCUGCGUUCGGUUUGCAAGCAGAGGUACCGGCAAGACAUGGCUGGCACAGAGCCACGAUCACACAGCCAGAUCAUCACAUGGAGCUUCAAGACACAGCGACCGGAUGUCCGAUGAAGAAGUCGGUCUGGAAGACGUAGAAGACAAGCUCCAAGCCUUGGUUGAUGAGGGGAGAAAGAGGCAGAGGACUGUGAAAUAUCACAUACUGAGAAGACAGAUGACUCCUUCAGGAGCUCCACAGAGGAAGCUUACCUGGGAUGCUAUUGCGCAAUCCAGAUAUCUGAAGGAAGAGCAACCAGAAGAGUGGACAGUGGAGCGUCUGGCUGAGGGCUUCUCUGUCAGCCCUGACGUCAUCCUGAGAGUCCUCAGAUCCAAGUUUGUGCCCAGUCCUGAAAGAAAAGCCAAGCAGGAUGCUAAAUCUAUGGCAGGACUCGGCCAGCAGGUGUUGCCUUCAGGUGACAGGGCAGCGUCAGACAGACUGAAGCUGCCUGGAAUCCAUGCAACGGCAGUGCUACCACCCGGAAGAGGAGCCGAUGCAGUGGUGCCUGCGUCUGAUAAGACUUUAAUGCUUCGAAGCACAGAGGCUAGUAAGAGUUUGGUCCCUGCUACUUUUCUGCCCAUCCAGCCCAAAGCUGGUAUUAGUAAAGACGCCACAGUGGAAACAUCUGGAACAAUGCUUACAGGGGAUGACGGAGAGGAUGAGGAGAGCUGGGAUGGACAGGUGUUCACAGAAGAAGAACUUGAACAGUAUAUCCAAAUGGAAAAGCCCUCACCUGUAGUGCAAGUUGGUUGUGACUUUUUUGAUGUAGAGGGUGAUUUUUUGUACAGAAUCUAGAGUUACUGUGUUGGACUAUUAACAAUCCAUAUGAACACCUGACAAUACUCUGCCAAGAGAUUAUCACUCUAACUGAACGAAACAACAUCUUUGGACUACAUUUAUUCCUGCAGUUGUUCCCUUAUGCAUUUAUUUAUUUAUUCACUUUGUUCCAUGUACCUCUAUAAAUUAAAGGAUGAAUACAGCAAUAAUUAAACAGAAAAAAUAAAAUAAAAAGAUUUUCCUUUGAUUAUACAAAAUGGCCACAGGUUUAACUCACGUCUCCUUAGAAAUAUCUCACAUCAGCUGUCACACUGAAGGGUAACUUAACCCCUUUGUGACCUGUGCGAAAACUGUCUGUUUUCUCAGACUUCAAGAAGAACCACUUUGUAAACCACCGUUGUGAAGCCACAGUGAGGUGUUUGUAACCGUGCUUUCAUUUUCGCUGUAAGCAGCAUAAACCAGGCUUCUUUAAUUUAGUGUCGUUUGUGAGAAAGAAGAAUCAUGCAACAGAAAUAGAGGAACAUAUGAAUUUAUUGGAAACCCCAAAGAAAAUUGCGUCAAAUAUACAGAAGAGAGAAACAGAGCAGAUACAAAGAUGUAGCCUUGUAUAUUUACAGAACCAUCACAAUGAUUAUUCAUUUACACAGCAGUUUUCAAUUGUAAGAAAAAAGUGUAACUUCACUUAAUGCAAUAAAUCUUUAAAUAAGAAUUGGCCUAGCGUCUCCCAGUGUAAAGCAGCAGCUACAUUAUAACCCUGUAUCCAAUCUGUGUUUUCCAUUUGAGUUGACGUGUGAGCUAAAGCUCAGUGGGUUUAAAUAAUGUGAA
Molecule: messenger RNA, 1859 nt
Organism: Labrus bergylta (ballan wrasse)
Lineage: Eukaryota; Metazoa; Chordata; Actinopteri; Labriformes; Labridae
Source: RefSeq, a predicted model, not a curated record